CUGCUGCUCACACCCCAGCCUCUCACUACAGUACCAUAAUCAUCAGCAAAGCAGUGCUCUGGUCUGGUUGUUUUGCUGAUGAGGGAUGAACAGCGGAUCCUCAGCACCACUUACCGACGCAUAUGCUCCACCGACAACCUUAGGAAUAAAUUUAGGGGAGAAGAAAUAGUGGGUUCAGGAUCCAGGCUUUUGUAUCUGACUGAUACAUAGACUCCUUAGGUCGAUCCUCUGAACUUCAGCCCGUAGACACGCGCGACUUUAUUAAUCUUCUGCCGAUCUGCUAGAUGUUUCGUCGAAUGUGACUCCUUAUCGCGGUGUACUUACGUCGUCGGGAUGCAUUCAGGCAGUGGACCUUUGUCGUGUACAAUACGUUCAUUACGAAGCAAUUCGCAGCUGGAUCGCCGUAGGCAGCUCGUGACCGUUCAUUCCUGACGGACUCAGGCGACUAGAAUUUUCACAGUAUGAUUCCGACUUCCAAGACCCUCAAGGGUAUGGGUCAGCCUCGCGUGGCUGAUAGCUAUAAGAGGGGUUUCUCGGACCGUGAUAUAGAGCAGGCGGUUAUCGCUAUGAAGAAAGGGACGCGACUCCUGAAGUAUGGCCGAUUGGGACGCCCGCGAGCCUGCUAUUUCCGUUUGUCUGCCGACGAGGCUGAGCUCGUGUACCUCUCAGGCGACAGAGAAAAGUCGCUCCCUCUCUCCGCUGUCAGCACGAUCGCGUGGGGCCAGAAGACUGCCAUAUUUCACCGGCAUCUGAGGCCCGACAAGGAGAACCAAUCCUUCUCCAUCAUCUUCUGCAACGGCGACAGGACCAUCGACGUCAUCUGCAAGGACACGGACGAGGCGGAGAUGUGGUUCGUGGGGCUGGGGACGCUGGUGGAGAAGCAGCGCAGGACGCAGUCAGAGCGGCUGGGCAGGCAGGCGGCGGCAGACAGGCUCACGCCCGACUGGUCGCCCAACUCCUCGCCCUUCCCCUCUGUUGACCGUAAGCCCCCCGCAGGCGGCUCCGUGACAGCCAGUCCCCCAGACAGGCUGAGCCCCGACAUGAGCCUCAUGCCGGCGUCCAAGUCGGCGCAGGACAUCUCCUCGUACCCGGCAGCAGACGACCGCUCCAGCGACGGCGACGACGCCUCAGACACAGCCUCCCUCAGCGGCUUCUCCAUGCACUCCGUGCCUCACGGGUCCAACGCCGCCGCCCUGUCUCUUCUGGGGCUUAAUAGUGGCGGCGGGGGUGGUGGGGGUGGCGGGGGUGGUGGCGGUGGUGUGGGGGGUGGUGGUGCCAGCGGCAAUAUCACUUUUGCGGUGGCAGCUGGGCCUGGAACAGGUGCUGUGCCCUCCACCACCUCCUCGUCUUCCUCCUGGUGGGACAAGUCCUCCAGCUCCACUAGAACGGACUCCGCAGCUGUAUCCCAGGGUAAACCACCCUCCGGAAUCUGGAGCGAUGCUGCUGUGACCAGUUACCCCAGCGUCACCAGCAGCAACGUGGACGAGGCGGUGGGGGAAGCUCUAGGGGACCUGUUCAUGUGGGGGGAAGGGCUGGGGGAAGGGGCGCUAGGCGGAGGGAGUCUGAGGAAGAAGGGCGGGCAGAGGAUGGGGCUAGGGCCGGACUACGACUGUGCUGCGCCCAAGGCGCUGGAGUCGGGGGUGGUGCUGGAUAUCUGCAGUGUGGCGUGCGGCGAGGAGCACGCGGCGCUGGUGACGCGGCAGGGGGAGGUGCUGUGCUGGGGGGAGGAGGCGGGGGGGCGGCUGGGGCAGGGCGUGCAGGGGGACGUGGAGCACCCGCAGCUUGUAGAAGCCCUUGGGGGGUUGCGGGUGGACCAGGUCGCGUGUGGCAACCACUUCACGUGUGCGCUGACACGCUCUGGCGACGUGUACAUAUGGGGGGACGGGCGCAGGUGCCAGGGGCUGCUAGGUUCCGGCGGGUACGGGGACAUGCCGCAGUGGGUGCCGCGCAGGCUGGGCGGCCCUCUGGACGGGUUGCAUGUGGUGCAGGUGGCGUGUGGCCCGUGGCACGUGGCCGUGGUGGCGGGGUCAGGGGAGCUGUUCACAUUUGGGGAUGGCACGUUUGGAGCUCUAGGGCACGGCAACUGCGAAAUUGUCCCGGUACCGAGGCAAGUGCAGGCGCUGCAGGGCUACAGAACCCUCAGAGUAGCGUGUGGGGUGUGGCACACAGCAGCAGUAGUGGACACAGGCCAACCUGCCGAUGCUGGUGGUGGUGCCAGUGGUGGUGGUAGCGGUGGUGGCGGCAGCAUGGGGGGGUGCGGGCAGGUGUAUACAUGGGGUGAUGGUGACGCGUACAAGCUGGGCCACGGAGAUAAGCAGCAGCAGCUGGUGCCGCUUCUGGUGAACGCCCUGCGCCAGGAGGGCUGCUGCCAGGUCGCAUGUGGCGAGAGCCUGACAGUGGCAGUGACGGCAACAGGCCAGGUGUAUGCAUGGGGCAGUGCCGAGCAUGGGCAGUUAGGCAACCCUCAAGCUGAUGGCAAACUGCCAGCGCGAGUUGGCGGCCCUCUGAUGCUGAAGCAUGUGGAGCAGGUGGCGUGUGGCACGCACCACGUGGCAGUUCUCACAUCCACGUCCGACCUCUUCACAUGGGGCAGGGGCGCCAGCGGCCGCCUGGGCCACGGGGAUGUGAAGGACAGAGACGUGCCCACCCCUGUCGCUGCGCUCAAAGACCGCCGCGUCUUGCUGGUGUCCUGUGGAGCAGCCAGCACAGCCGUGGUGUGUCAGCACAAGCCGUUCUCUGGAGCCGACAACUACCAGUGCAUGCAGUGCCGCCAGCCCUUCACCUUUGCCCGGCCCCGCCACAACUGCUACAACUGCGGGCAGCCCGUGUGCCAUGGCUGCAGCAGCCGCAAACUACUAGGCGCUGCCAUGGCGCCCUCCUCCUCUCGCCCCUACCGCGUGUGUGACUCGUGCCACGCCAAGAUGACUAAGGCUGCUGCUGCUGCUGGGGCUGCCGCUGCAGCGGCUACUGGGCUGGUGCAUGGGGUUAUGGGUGGUGUGGGUGGGAUGGGAGGAGGGGGUUCUGGUGGCGUGGCGGGAGGGGGAUUUGGUUCUGGGGCGGUUGCAGCAGCGGCGGGAUUAGGGGCGGGUGCAGGGGCAGGGGGGGCUUCAUCUAGUGCAGGUCAGACUGCUGGCUUCGUUAGGGCUAGUGCUGGAGGAGGCAUGGUAGGAGGGGCGGGGAUGGGUGGAGGAGGAGCAGGAGGGGGAGCGGGAGUAGGAGGAGGAGUGGGAGCAGGGGGUAUGCCACCUGUCAGCGUUUCGAUGAGCUGGCGGUCCCGGAGCAAGUCCAUGUGGCAGAGAUCGCGCACAUCCAAUGAUGUUGAGAAGCUAGACUCGUCACAGGCUGACGUGGCAGCUGCAAUUUCCUCAGGAGCAUCAUCAGCAUCAUCAUCAUCAUCAGCAGCAGCAGCAGCAGCAGCAGGGAGGGUUUCAGGGGGGCCGGCGACCUAUGCUCCCUCUGUCUCUGCCUCCAUAGAUGGUCUCCCUAACUUCCGCAGCACUCGCACCGAAACCCUUCCCGCCCUCUGGAGCUCCAUAGCUGUCCCCACCUCCUUCGCCUCAUACCUCUCCCAACAGCCACGCAUGCAGACACUGCAGGGACCCUCCCCUCCCCCACACUCCCGCGCCCUCCCCCCUUCCUCUAGUUCUGUCACUGCCUCCCUCCCCUCUCUCCCUGCUGCUACUCAUGCCCACUCUGCCUCUCCUCCUCUCUGCACCAACGCCUCCCCUCCCGCCAAACCCGACGACUCCCACCUCCGAACCAGCCGAUCGCUCCGAGGCUCGGCCGCAGGCUCGGGGAAGAGGUCAACCAGCCCUAUGCUGCGACGGUCGAUGGGGGGAAGCCCGCUCCGCCGAGCCUCCAGCCCCACCGCGGCUCAGAUAGCUUCGGCGGCCGCGGCUGCUAUGGCGGCAGCGAUGGCUGGGCGGGUCCCCGGCCCCUCUGCUGCAUCCCUUGCAGCAGCAGCGGCAGCAGCAGGGCAGGCGGGGGCGGGCGGCAUUGGAGGGGAGCGGGUGGGGUGGAAGGAGAAGGAGGAGGGUCUGCUGGGGCACAUGCGCUGGAAGAGAGUGACAUCAGAGGCGGAGAGGGACACAGCCAUGGCGGGGAUGAGGCAUGCCAAGCAGAAUGCAGAGCGGGAGGCGUACCGCCUGCAGGAUGAGGUCGAGGUGUUGCGGCAGCACUGCCAGUUGUUGGAGCAGGAGCGCAGGGCAACGCUGGAGCUGGCCCAGCGGCAGGUGGAGGCCGCCGUUGCUGCUGCCAGUGAAGCAGGGGCGCGGGCGGCAGGCGCGCACGACAUCAUCCAAGUGCUGUGCGCACAGAUGCAGGAGCUCUUGCACCAUAUGCCGUCUCUGCCCACCAGGCAAGCCAGCCUCGCCAUCAGAGCGGUAGACAACUCUGUGCUCUACUCUGGGCCCCUCCUCCUCUGUUCCUCCUCCGCGCUCCCCCCUUCCCUGGUUGAGCUCCCGCCACAACCCAUCUCUGCUUCUAGUGGUGCCGCUCUUGCUGCUGCAGCUGCUCCAGCUGCUUCUGUGGAAAAUGGUGAGGCAGGUGGCAUAGGGGGGGCAGGAGAAGCAGCAGGAGCGACAGCAGGGCCGGCAACUGCAGCAGCAGCAAGUGCUGCAUCUCAGGCAGCAGUAACAGAAAGCAACAGAUCAAGAAGCAGUUAUGCUGGUAGCACUCCUCCACCCAGGAACUUCCAUGUGUCUUCCUCUCUGGGUAGCCUCAACAGAGUGGAUGCUGGUGGGAAGGCGGGCAGUGGGCUUGUACUUGACUUACCAAAGCAGGAGCACCAUUGGGAGGCGAACGCAGGAGUAGAAGAGUUGGUUCCAGAGGGCCAGAACGAUGGAUCAGGGCAGCAGGAGCAAGGGGGGGGAGGAGGGAUGGGGGAAGGAGGCAGGUGGGAGGGUAGGGGAGGCGUGCCUUGGACGCCUACAGGGGGCUCCUCGAAUACCAUCUCGCCGCGGUCCAGAUGGAUUGGUGGUGGGAGAGCGACAGAAGGAGCAGCGGCAGGAAGGAGAGAGGGAGGAGGGAGAGAGGCAGGGUCGUUUGAUGGCUUGGCAGGGGGGGACGUGGUUAGGGGAAGCUCCAGUUUGGAUGCGCGUCAAAGCGUGGGAGGGGUUGAUUUGGUGAGGGGAAGCUCAGGUGCACAGCUUGAUCGGUUUGGCUUGAGGGAGUCACAGGGGGGGCAUAUUGGCGGUAGGGUUGGAGGGGCAAAUGGUGAGACGCAGGAGCGCAGAACACUGCCCUUGUUUGAGCCGCCGCCACAGAGCUCAGCAGGCGAGGGGCAGGAGGGCAGAAUGGUGCCCUCGCUUGUGCGCCUUCACGAGUCAUUGACCCAUCUGCGGCAGCGCGAGGAGACUCCUGAGCGCCUCUCUGCGGCUCCUCCCCAUCCAGCCGUGUCUCAUGUGCCCGGGCCGUGCAGCAGGAGGAGUUUGCCAGCCAUCCCCGGAAUGAGCAGCAGAGGCAGCCUGGUUGGAUCGAAACAAAAUUUGCGCGCAGAGAUGAAUGGUCGGAUCAGUGGGGGAGGGGGUGAGAGUCUCCGAAGCGGAUAUGGGCCUGGGGGAUCGGCAGGGGAGGGGGUGGACGAUGGGGAAGGGAGGGACGCAUCUGGAUUUGGUGCAAGCAGGCAGAAGCUGAGCUUUGGGGGGCAAGGAGGUGAAAGCGGGGAGGCCAGUCUCAGGCUUGACGGGUUGCCAGAAGGAGUAAGGGAGGGCGAGCCAGGGACUGAGGAGGGAGAGGAGGGAGAGGAGGGAGAGGAGGGAGAGGAGGGAGAGGAGGGAGAGGAGGGAGAGGGUGUGAGGCAUGAGGGUGGAGCGGCUGACACUCUUUCUGCUGACCCAUCUACGGAGCAGGAGCUUCAUGCGAGGCUGUCAGUCAAUGGCACUGAUGGCAUUUGUGGCACAGGUGGUGCUGGGGAGUACUCAGGCAUGCAUAGUGAAAGCGCAGCAGGGAUGCAUGGAUUGGAUGGGAUUACCGAGUGUGAGGAGGAGGGUAGAGGAGCGGACUCUGGGGGGGGAGAUGAGAGGGAUGGCUCUCAGAGUGAAGCCGGCUCAGCAACCUCCAGCAAGCACGGGGAGGGGAAGGGAGGCAGCCGGAAGUCGAGCCGAAAGCUGCACGAGAAUGAGUGGGUGGAGCAGCCGGAGCCCGGUGUAUACAUCACUCUUUCCACACUGCCUGGUGGCGGCACCGAGUUGAGACGCGUCCGAUUCAGCCGCAAGCGCUUCAUCGAGCGACAAGCAGAGACGUGGUGGGUACAGAAUAAGGCCCGGGUGAUGGAGAUGUACGCCAUUAAGAGCACUCACAAGAGAUCAGCUGGAGAGCCUAGCUCAGAAGUAGACACAUAGAGUGAUCUUGACAUCUUGUACACUAGGCGGUAGUGGAAGCAUAAUUAACUUAAAAAAAAAAAGGGCGUUAUGGCCAAGACUUCGUUGUGAAAUACAUGUGAUAUUUGCUG
Closterium sp. NIES-67 is the source of this 6451-nucleotide messenger RNA. Lineage: Eukaryota; Viridiplantae; Streptophyta; Zygnematophyceae; Desmidiales; Closteriaceae. The record is from the annotation of a GenBank genome assembly.